AUGGCGAACAUCCUACGUGUCGCAGCUUGCCACGUAUCGCCCGUAUUCCUGAGCGCAUCUCGAACGACUGACAAAACUAUAUCGCUCAUCAAGCAAGCUGCCUCAAGAAAGGCCAACCUUGUGGUAUUCCCAGAAACCUACAUUGCUGCUUUCCCAGUAUGGAGCUCUGUAAGGGCACCGACGGAGAAUCACUCCUUGUUCCAGCGCAUGGUGAAAGAGUCGAUCUACGCAGACGGAGAUGAGAUGGAAGCAAUUCGUGAAGCGGCGCGGUCUAACGGCAUCUUGGUCAGCAUUGGCUUCAGCGAGAAGUCGCGACAGAGCAACGGUUGCCUAUAUAACUCGAACCUGACUAUCGGAGCGCAAGGUGAGGUACUGGUGCAUCACCGCAAACUGGUCCCGACCUUCUUCGAAAAGCUUACUUGGAGCCCCGGUGACGGCCAUGGUCUACGCAUCGCUGCGACAGAGUUCGGACGCAUUGGCACAUUGAUCUGUGACGAGAACACGAAUGCGCUUGCAAGGUACGCUUUGAUUGCGCAGGCCGAGCAGGUGCAUAUCUCUACCUGGCCGGCGGUAUGGCCGACAAGAACACCACAUAAGGUGAGCCAGCUGGGCGGCGAAGAUCAAUCUUCCACUACUAGUGGAGCAAAUUAUGACAACUUAGCUGCCAACAGAACGCGCGCAGCAGCUCAUUGCUUCGAGGCAAAAUGUUUUGGUGUCGCAUGUUCCGGGCACUUGGGAGAAGAUGCGAUUGAAACCAUCGUCGACGGUGCAAGCCAGCCUGAUGUAGUGGCUGACACUUUGCGCGUUAUGCCACGAGCCGCAACCUUCUUCCUAGAUCCGACGGGCGCACCACUUCGAAGCUUCAUCUACAAGAAUUCAGACAAAGAGUAUGUGGGUGCGUUGCAAGACCAGGAGGACAUACUCUAUGCCGAUAUGAACCUAGAUGACUGCAUCGAGGGUAAACAAUAUCAUGAUGUUGUAGGAGGUUAUCAGCGACUGGACGUGUUUGACCUAAAAGUUGACCGAUCCAGGAAAGAGCUAGUGCGCUUUGUUUAG
Molecule: messenger RNA, 1056 nt
Organism: Pyrenophora tritici-repentis Pt-1C-BFP
Lineage: Eukaryota; Fungi; Ascomycota; Dothideomycetes; Pleosporales; Pleosporaceae
Product: CN-hydrolase domain containing protein
Molecular function (GO): catalytic activity
Source: RefSeq, a predicted model, not a curated record